AUGGAAGCUGAACCAAUGUUUGAAUGGAAAGAAGAACACGGCGACAUCCUUGAGAGGAUUGCGUCCACGGACGUUGUCGAGACAGAAUGGCCUUUACUGCGUAACAUCAUUAAGCACCAGCUUAGCAAGAACAUGGCAGCUUACUUGACCGAUGGCCCGAGGUGGGAGGGGCGACCCCCGUUGAUGAUCGCUGCGCCUCAGCAGCUCCCCAACGGCGGACUAAGGCUCCCUCCGUUCCCCUCUCGGGAUCAUAAUCCCAACAACCCGAACCCGCCGCCGCCGAAGGUCGAUCUAGACGAGAAAGCGGCGGAGGACAUGAAGAUAUCUAUUCAUGCCCAGCUAGACGACUUCGAUGCCACGCCAUUCACGAUCCAGCGCAUAUGCGAGCUUUGCGUGCGACCACGGCAACACUACAAGUAUAUUGGCAAAUACUUGCGGGCGGUGGAGAAGUGCCUGCUGGUCACGUCCUCCUGGGACACCUUCCCGGCUCUAACGGAGAUCGAAAGCACGUAUUCCACAAGCGGCCAUCCCUCCAUCAGCACCUCCGCCGUAUCCGCCCCCAACACGCCCAUGUUCUCACCCAUACCCUUCCUACACGAAGACGCUCGGCGCUCGAAAUCUAGGAGUCCGCCACCGAGCCCGCUCGUCCUUCCCGAGACAUUCGCGGGCAUUAGCGCGGCCCAAGAAGGCACGGAACCGAAGGUGCUAGGUCUGGUCGACGAGCUGGAUGACCCGAGCCCAGGCCACUUGAGCGACCACAUAGAACCCAUCUCUGCCACAACGACGGUGCCAUCCAGACCAAUACACCCAAGCCUGGAAGAGCGGUUUGUCAAGUCGACAACCGAAGAGGCCGCGAAGGCCGAGAGCGCAAGCGCGAGCACAAGCACAAGCGGAGGUGUAGACCCGCCGAUGGCACAGGAUGAAGACGAAGGGAAGGAAAACAAGGCAGUGUAA
Molecule: messenger RNA, 954 nt
Organism: Trametes versicolor FP-101664 SS1
Lineage: Eukaryota; Fungi; Basidiomycota; Agaricomycetes; Polyporales; Polyporaceae
Product: PPP4R2-domain-containing protein
Exons: 5
Coding region: 1-954 (317 amino acids)
Biological process (GO): protein dephosphorylation
Cellular component (GO): cytoplasm; protein phosphatase 4 complex; nucleus
Molecular function (GO): protein phosphatase regulator activity
Source: RefSeq, a predicted model, not a curated record